Molecule: messenger RNA, 211 nt
Organism: Prorocentrum cordatum
Lineage: Eukaryota; Dinophyceae; Prorocentrales; Prorocentraceae
Source: the annotation of a GenBank genome assembly
GAGCUGCGGGCGGCCGCCAGCGCCGCCUGAGCUCGUCCCGAGCGGGGGCGAGGGGCGGCUCUGGGCAGACGCGGGCGGGUCGGACGUCGUCGCCCACGCCGGGCCCUGCGAGAGGAGGGGGCAUGGAAAUAUGUACUAUGGGCGAGUUACAGCUGUAUAUGGGAUCGAUGCGUCGCUGCUGUGGUCUGUGCUAUCCCCUAGCACGCUGUAG